This is a messenger RNA of Acomys russatus (golden spiny mouse), 1829 nucleotides long. RefSeq names its product G protein-coupled receptor 50 (gene Gpr50). The transcript has 3 exons. Gene Ontology annotation, molecular function: melatonin receptor activity. The record is from RefSeq and is a predicted model, not a curated record. Bases 1 to 1794 code for a protein of 597 amino acids. Gene Ontology annotation, cellular component: membrane. Gene Ontology annotation, biological process: G protein-coupled receptor signaling pathway. NCBI's taxonomy places the organism in Eukaryota, Metazoa, Chordata, Mammalia, Rodentia, Muridae.
AUGGCCACGGUCCCCAAGAGCAACAUGGGGCCUACCAAGGCGAUUCCCACCCCAUUUGGCUGCAUUGGCUGUAAGCUGCCAAAGCCUGACUACCCACCAGCGCUAAUCACCUUCAUGUUCUGCACAAUGGUCAUCACCGUUGCUGUAGACCUGAUUGGCAACUCCAUGGUCAUUUUUGCUGUGUUCAAGAACAAGAAGCUCCGAAAUUCUGGCAACAUCUUUGUGGCCAGCCUCUCUGUGGCAGACAUGCUGGUGGCCAUCUACCCCUACCCUCUGAUGCUGUAUUCCAUGUCAGUUGGGGGCUGGGAUCUGAGUCCACUCCAGUGCCAGAUGGUCGGGUUGAUCACAGGACUGAGUGUAGUUGGUUCUAUCUUCAACAUCACGGCCAUUGCCAUCAACCGUUUCUGCUACAUCUGCCACAGCCUCCAAUACAAACGAAUCUUCAGUCUGCGCAAUACUUGGAUCUACCUAGUCAUCACCUGGAUCAUGACUGUCCUGGCUGUCCUGCCUAACGUGUACAUUGGCAACAUUGAGUAUGAUCCUCGCACUUACACCUGUAUCUUCAACUAUGUGAACAACCCUGCUUUCACUGUGACCAUUGUCAGCAUCCACUUCGUCCUCCCUCUCAUCAUAGUGGGUUAUUGCUACGUCAAAAUCUGGAUCAAAGUACUGGCAGCCCGUGACCCAGCUGGACAGAAUCCUGACAACCAGUUUGCUGAUGUUCGAAAUUUUCUAACCAUGUUUGUGAUCUUCCUCCUUUUUGCAGUGUGCUGGUGCCCUAUCAAUGUGCUCACUGUGUUGGUGGCUGUCAGUCCAAAGGGGAUGGCAGACAAGAUCCCUAACUGGCUUUAUCUUGCAGCCUAUUGCAUAGCUUACUUCAACAGCUGCCUCAAUGCUGUCAUCUAUGGUAUCCUCAAUGAGAGUUUCCGGCGAGAAUACUGGGCCAUCUUCCAUGCUAUGAGGCACCCUAUCCUGUUCAUCUCUCAACUCAUCGCUGAUAUUCGGGAGGCUCGAGAGACCCGAGCUCUCACUCGUGCCCGUGAGCAAGCCCGCGAUCAAGCCCGGGAGCAAGAGCGUGCACGCGCCCGGCUUGCUGUGGAGGGAACCCCGCGGAACGUCCGGAAUGUUUUAUUGCCUGGUGACGCAGCAGCAUCCCGCUCUGAUCGCGCCUCCUCUGUCCAUCCCAAGGUCCAAACCAGGUCUACUUCUGCCUACCGCAAACCUGCCUCUAUUCAUCACAAGUCUAUUUCUGGUCACCCCAAGUCUGCCUCUGUUUACCCUAAGCCAGGGUCCUCUGCCCAUUUCAAGCCUGCAUCUGUUCAUUUCAAACCCACCUCUGUCCAUUUCAAGGGAGACUCUGUCUAUUUCAAGGGAGACUCUGUCCAUUUCAGGGCUGCCUCUAAACUUGUCACCAGUCACCGUCACCGUAUCUCUGCUGGUUCUUCCACUGGCCAACGUACAUCCACGGUUGCCUACAUUAAACCUGCUACCAGCCACUCUGCAACUACCACUGUUGACUAUCUUGAGCCUGCCACCACCAGCCAUUCUGUGCUCACUGCUGUUGACCUCCCUGAGAUUUCAGCCUCCCAUUGCCUUGAGAUGACCACCACUGGCCACCUCAAACCUGACAUUACUGCCCCCAACUUUCCCACCGUAUCCCUUGAGCCUGCUGCCACCUCUGCCACCCCUCCUGACUCCACUGUAAUCCCCAUAGCCACUGAUGAUUACCGCAAGGUUGUGCUUAUUGAUGACGAUUCUGAUGAUUCUGAUUGUUCUGAUGAGAUGGCUGUGUGAAAAGUGUUCUUUUCAGUCUUUCCAGCUUAUGCAGU